This is a messenger RNA of Aplysia californica (California sea hare), 1354 nucleotides long. RefSeq names its product spectrin beta chain. Gene Ontology annotation, biological process: actin cytoskeleton organization. The record is from RefSeq and is a predicted model, not a curated record. Gene Ontology annotation, molecular function: actin filament binding. NCBI's taxonomy places the organism in Eukaryota, Metazoa, Mollusca, Gastropoda, Aplysiida, Aplysiidae. Gene Ontology annotation, cellular component: plasma membrane; cortical actin cytoskeleton; cell projection.
GACGAAGAACAAGACAACAGCGAGAAGAAGUCUGCCAAGGACGCGCUACUGCUGUGGUGUCAGAGGAAGACUGCCGGAUACCCGGGUGUGAACAUCACCAACUUCACCAACAGCUGGAGGAAUGGGCUGGGCUUCAACGCUCUCAUACACGCUCACAGGCCUGACCUCAUCAACUAUGACCGCUUGGACCCAGCUGACCAUAUCGGCAACCUUAACAACGCCUUUGAUGUGGCCGACAGAGAGCUGGGCAUACCUAAGAUCUUGGAUGCUGAAGAUGUUGACGUCAACAGACCAGACGAGAAGAUCAUUGUGACCUAUGUGGCCUCCUACUACCACUACUUCGCCAAGAUGAAGACAGAGAUGACAGGAGGAAAGAGAAUUGCCAAGAUAUCGUGAAAAAGGCAACAUAGAAGCCCAGUACUUCAACAUCCAGGCGCGGCUCAAGGCCAAUGGCCAGAAGCAGUACGUGCCGCCGGAGGGCAUGUUGAUCCACGACAUCGAGACGGCCUGGCUUCGUCUGGAGAAGAGUGAGCACGGCCGAGAGGUGGCGCUCAAAGACGAGCUCAUCAGACAGGAGAGGCUGGACCAAUUAGCUCAUCGCUUCUCUCGCAAGGCUGCCAUCAGAGAGACGUGGCUCAGCGACAUGGAGCAAAUCCUCCAAGAACAGAUACAGUGUAACAACGCGGCCCAGACAGAGGCGGCCGUCAAGAAACACGAGGCUAUCAGCGCUGAGAUCCUGGCCAGAAAAGACAGGUUCCGGGCUCUGAAUGCUCUGGCUACAGAGCUGGUCCAGGGAAACUACCGGGCCAAAGACAAAGUGAAAAAGAAGGACCAGGAAGUGAUGCAGAGGUGGAAGCAGCUGCUGGACAAGCUGGAGUCACGCAAGAACAUUCUAUCUGGCUUCAACAACCUCAUGUCGAUGUUCCGGGAGAUUGAGAACAUUGGGGAGGAGUUGGCGGAGGUCGAGACCAAGGUGAAGGUCACGGACUGUGGCAAGCACCUCCAGGCGACAGACGACCUCCUCCAACAACACGCGUUGCAGGAGGCACAACUCCAAGCCCUGACGCGCCGUGUAAAGAAACUGAACCGCCGCUCGACACAGCUCGGCGGGGGAGGCCCGGCGGAGGGCGACCAUCUGGACAAGAAACUGGAGGCUCUCAACAAAGAUCUACAGAGAAUUCAGGACCUGAGCAACAAUCGGCGUACCAAUCUGGACACGGCCAAACGGUACUACCAGUUCCUGUCGGACACGGAGCAGGAGGAGAGAUGGGUGGCCGAGAAGUUAGAGGGGGCUAAGUCGGCCAACGUAGGGAAGGACCUCAACGCCGCUCUCAUGCUGCUCAAGAAACAUGAU